Messenger RNA from Castor canadensis (American beaver), 5185 nucleotides. The record is from RefSeq and is a predicted model, not a curated record. NCBI's taxonomy places the organism in Eukaryota, Metazoa, Chordata, Mammalia, Rodentia, Castoridae.
UUUCCUCAGGGUGGAGCUGUCUUAAUCCCAGGUUGACUUUCUCUAAUGUGGCUGUGUCUGUCUGUUCUUCUUCCUCAGAUGCAUAUUCCCAUUCCUCCAGUGAAAAUGGAGGCAAGUCGGAGUCCGUGGCCAACCUGCAGACUCAGUCCUCUCUGAACUCCAUCCACAGUUCCCCGGGUCCCAAGCGCUCCACCAAUACCCUUAAAAAGUGGCUGACAAGUCCUGUGCGUCGGCUUAAUAGUGGGAAAGCAGAUGGAAACAUCAAAAAGCAGAAGAAAGUACGCGACGGUCGGAAGAGCUUCGACCUGGGAUCUCCUAAGCCUGGGGAUGAGACGACACCACAGGGAGAUAGUGCUGAUGAGAAGAGCAAGAAAGGUUGGGGUGAAGAUGAGCCAGAUGAAGAGUCCCACACACCCCUCCCUCCACCCAUGAAGAUCUUUGACAACGACCCUACACAGGAUGAGAUGUCCUCCUCUUUGCUAGCAGCCCGGCAGGCUUCCACUGAAGUACCUACUGCUGCAGACCUUGUCAGUGCAAUAGAAAAGUUGGUCAAAAGCAAGCUGACGCUAGAAGGAGGUUCCUACAGGAGCAGCUUGAAAGACCCCACAGGCUGCCUGAAUGAGGGAAUGACUCCACCCACACCUCCUAGAAACCUAGAAGAUGAACAGAAAGCCAAGGCCCUGAGAGGCAGGAUGUUUGUCCUGAAUGAGCUGGUGCAAACAGAGAAAGACUACGUCAAGGACCUGGGGAUUGUGGUAGAGGGGUUCAUGAAGAGAAUAGAAGAGAAGGGGGUCCCUGAGGAUAUGCGAGGAAAGGAUAAAAUCGUGUUUGGAAAUAUUCACCAGAUUUAUGACUGGCAUAAAGACUUUUUCCUGGCUGAACUGGAAAAAUGUGUCCAAGAGCAAGACAGAUUGGCCCAGCUCUUUAUUAAACACGAGCGGAAACUGCACAUCUAUGUGUGGUACUGCCAGAACAAGCCACGUUCCGAGUACAUUGUGGCUGAGUAUGACACCUACUUUGAGGAGGUAAAACAGGAGAUAAAUCAAAGGCUGACACUUAGCGACUUUCUUAUCAAGCCCAUUCAGAGAAUAACAAAAUACCAGUUGCUCCUCAAGGACUUCCUGAGAUACAGUGAGAAGGCUGGUUUGGAAUGUUCAGAUAUCGAGAAAGCAGUGGAGCUAAUGUGCCUUGUUCCCAAACGCUGCAAUGAUAUGAUGAAUCUGGGGCGCUUGCAGGGCUUUGAGGGCACCCUGACUGCCCAGGGCAAGCUGCUGCAACAGGACACAUUCUACGUGAUUGAGCUGGAUGCUGGCAUGCAGUCCCGGACCAAAGAGAGGCGCGUGUUCCUCUUUGAGCAGAUCGUCAUCUUCAGUGAACUGCUCAGGAAGGGCUCCCUGACCCCCGGCUACAUGUUCAAAAGGAGUAUCAAGAUGAACUACUUGGUCCUAGAGGAAAAUGUGGACAAUGACCCCUGCAAAUUUUCACUCAUGAAUAGGGAGACUUCUGAGAGGGUCAUUCUGCAAGCUGCCAACUCAGACAUCCAGCAGGCAUGGGUACAGGACAUCAAUCAAGUCUUAGAAACACAGCGGGACUUCUUAAAUGCACUACAGUCACCAAUUGAGUAUCAACGGAAAGAAAGAAGCACAGCUGUGAUGCGGUCCCAGCCUUCUAGGGUUCCCCAAGCCAGCCCCAGGCCCUAUUCCUCUGUCCCUGUGGGCUCAGAGAAGCCCCCAAAGGGCUCCAGCUACAACCCGCCUCUGCCACCCCUGAAGAUAUCUACCUCCAAUGGCAGUCCAGGGUUUGACUACCACCAGCCUGUGGACAAGUUUGAGGCCAGCAAGCAGAAUGACCUGGGAGGCUGCAAUGGGACCUCAUCCAUGGCUGUGAUCAAAGAUUACUAUGCACUGAAGGAGAAUGAAAUUUGUGUGAGCCAAGGUGAGGUGGUCCAGGUCCUUGCCAUCAACCAGCAGAACAUGUGCCUGGUGUACCAGCCUGCCAGCGACCAUUCCCCCGCAGCUGAGGGCUGGGUCCCAGGCAGCAUCCUGGCACCCCUCAACAAAACCACAGCGGCAGCAGAAAAUAGUGACGGGAGCAUCAAGAAGUCAUGUUCAUGGCAUACUCUACGCAUGAGAAAGCGGGCAGAAGUGGAGAACACGGGUAAAAAUGAAGCCACAGGGUCUCGUAAACCCAAGGAUAUUCUGGGCAACAAAGUCUCUGUUAAAGAGACGAACAGUUCCGAGGAGUCAGAGUGUGAUGAUCUUGACCCUAAUACUAGCAUGGAGAUCUUAAAUCCAAAUUUCAUCCAAGAAGUGGCCCCAGAAUUCCUUGUGCCCUUAGUGGAUGUGACCUGCCUGCUUGGAGACACAGUGAUCCUGCAGUGCAAAGUGUGCGGGCGUCCAAAGCCCACCAUCACCUGGAAGGGUCCAGACCAGAAUAUCCUUGACACAGACAACAGCUCGGCCACAUACACAGUCUCCUCCUGUGAUUCUGGUGAAAUCACCUUGAAGAUCUGCAAUCUGAUGCCCCAGGACAGUGGGAUUUAUACCUGCAUAGCAACAAACGACCAUGGCACUGCGUCCACGUCUGCUACAGUUAAGGUGCAAGGCGUUCCGGCAGCUCCCAACCGCCCCAUUGCCCAGGAGAGGAGCUGCACGUCCGUCAUUCUCCGCUGGCUGCCCCCAGCCAGCACAGGAAACUGCACUAUUUCCGGUUACACCGUGGAGUACCGGAAGGAAGGUUCCCAGGUCUGGCAGCAGUCUGUAGCUUCGACCUUGGACACUUACCUCGUCAUAGAAGACCUCAGUCCUGGGUGUCCUUAUCAGUUCAGAGUCAGUGCCAGCAACCCCUGGGGAAUCAGCCUUCCAAGUGAACCCUCAGAGUUUGUGCGACUUCCAGAGUAUGAUGCAGCAGCAGAUGGGGCCACCAUUUCUUGGAAGGAAAAUUUUGAUUCUGCUUAUACUGAGCUGAAUGAGAUUGGCAGAGGCCGUUUCUCUAUUGUAAAGAAAUGCAUUCACAAAGCUACCCGUAAAGAUGUUGCUGUGAAAUUUGUGAGCAAAAAAAUGAAGAAGAAGGAGCAGGCUGCCCAUGAGGCUGCCUUGCUUCAGCACCUGCAGCACCCUCAGUACGUCACUCUACAUGACACUUAUGAGUCCCCCACAUCUUACAUCCUGAUUUUGGAACUGAUGGAUGAUGGCCGACUCUUAGACUACCUUAUGAAUCAUGAUGAGUUGAUGGAGGAAAAAGUAGCUUUCUACAUCCGAGACAUCAUGGAAGCACUGCAGUACCUUCACAACUGCAGGGUUGCACAUUUGGACAUAAAGCCUGAAAACCUGCUCAUCGAUCUCCGCAUUCCAGUUCCUCGAGUGAAGCUCAUCGACUUGGAAGACGCUGUCCAGAUCUCAGGCCACUUCCACAUCCACCACCUGCUGGGGAACCCUGAGUUUGCUGCCCCAGAAGUGAUCCAAGGCAUCCCUGUCUCCCUGGGCACAGAUAUAUGGAGCAUUGGGGUUCUGACAUAUGUCAUGCUCAGUGGGGUCUCCCCUUUCUUAGAUGAGAGCAAGGAGGAGACAUGUAUCAAUGUAUGCAGGGUCGAUUUCAGCUUCCCCCAUGAAUACUUCUGUGGUGUGAGCAAUGCCGCCAGGGAUUUCAUCAAUGUUAUCUUACAGGAAGACUUUCGGAGACGGCCCACAGCAGCCACUUGCCUGCAGCAUCCAUGGCUGCAGCCCCACAAUGGCAGCUACUCCAAGAUCCCCCUGGACACCUCCCGCUUGGCGUGCUUCAUAGAACGCCGCAAACACCAGAAUGAUGUGCGGCCCAUUCCCAAUGUCAAGAGUUACAUUGUCAACCGUGUGAACCAAGGGACAUAGCCAUCUCCCAGCCCUUGAGGUUUCACAUAGAAGUGCAGUGUGAACCAAAGCAAGACUGAAUGUGUCUGUAAAUAACUAUGUUCGUUCUUUCCCUCCAUGUGGUUCUCUGGAUUGAGAGGUGUCCUCUUAAACCUUGUCAGUGAUUAUUCAGGGUCUGAGCAGAGGUAAAAGUCACCCUAAAGCCAGGGGCUUUCCAGAAGGUCAUUCUGAAGAAACAGAUACAAAGUCACAGAAAGUAUUAAAAGAAAGGGCAAGGAUAACAAGAAUAUUAGCUGUAACAAAUUUUUAAUUAUACAUUCCAAAAUGAGUAGUUAAGUGGGCAGACAUACUGUACUAUGGGGAGCAAAAAACGUUUCUUCUUUGCUAAAAGUUUAAGCAAAAAGUUCUAUUUAACAGAGAUGUCAACUAUUCUGGUUUAGAAGACGUAGAUAUAGUUUCUUAAUAGGAUACAUAUACACAUACAGUAUAAUAGAGCCCAUUCAGGUUUCAGAGUUUUAUAAUAGAGUUAUAUAUGAAAUCAAUCCUAAGUAACUUUGAGUGCUCCAGUUAAGACAAUAAUUUAUUUACCGAAGCAUUACAUUGUUUUGACUAAGCACAAUUAGAUGACGAGUUUUAUAGCAUUUUAUAAAUCUUGUAUAGAAAUCUUUUACCAGAACCUGUGCAUUAAGAGAAAGCAAUGUUACCCUUUGCGAUCUGUGAAAAAGAUUUUUUUUUUAUUUUUGGUUUUUCUCUUUGUCAUGAGUUAUUUAAGAUAGGCUCUGUAUAUGAGACGCUGCUCCCUCUCUGGCAGUUCAGAUUUCAUCUGGCAGGAAAUCCUGCCAGGAAUUAAGUCCAAACCUAGUGAGAGUUGUGUGGUUAUUUUUAUGUCUACACCUCACUUGAAAUAGGUAAACAAAUAUCACUGAUUCAUCAAAAGGGCAAAUAGAAAUCUUUGCUACAGUUCCUACGAACAAUGUAUCCACACUUUCUGAUGUCUUCUACACUGUCAGAAAGUUGACUUGCUUUAUUUCUAACCCCUUAUCAAGUGAAGGGGUGCUUACCAAAAGGAGGCAGCCAUAUAAGCCUUUUAAAAGCCUGGUCCUAAGUCCUUUUUGAAGCCAUGGAGCAAAAGCCUGAACCAUCACCCUAUCAGAGCAUUGAAUUUUAGCUGAGCUCGCAAUACGUAUCACUCACUACUCAGCCGCCGCUACUUCUUUGGACUAAAAGGACUAACUGUGUUUGGAGGCCAAUGCUGCUUUCUGGUGUAUGUUCUAUAUACAAGAUUAUUUUUAACUGCCCUUUUCCCUCUGAUGGAAGAGAUUAAACCUGGGCUUUUCAUG